UCAUCACCUCCAUUCAUAUUACCUCCAAUCUGUAGGCAAUUCUGAUUACCACGUGUCGGGGAUACACUCUAUUGGUGAUAGUCGCCCGCCAUGGCUGCAACUCAGGUCCUCGGCGUUGCCCUCCUCAUCGGGCUCCUGCUUCCUUCGGCUCUCGCCGGCAACGCCAACGGCGCCGCGACAUCCUCCCAAUCGAGCUACACCACCGACACCAGCGGCAACAUCGUCCUGUCCCCCGCGGGCAACAACAACAACAACGGCAACGGGCAGGGCACGUCAGCAGCCGUCAUCGACUGGUACAACGACCAGGAGUACCCCACGUGUCCGCUGAAGGCGUGCCCCCCUUUUAAGCACUUUUGCUCGGGCGGCAAGUGCAAUGAUACCGCCGGCAUCCUCGGCCGUUGGAGGCUUCCCGAGCAGUCCGCCAAUGUGUGCCCGCCGGGCCGCGCGAACCCGAAGCCCAACAACGAGUGGUGCGUGGCAGACCUCUCGCCGUCGCAGUGCUGCCAGGCGUGCUCCGACAGCAAGGAGCCGUGCGCCAUGUGGCAGCAUUACAUUGGCACGGUCAACCCCUCGGGCAAGUGCCUGAAGUGCGGUAUCUGCUGGCUCUACCCGCCGGGCACGGCGCCGCGCUGCGAGACUCAGCUGGACAACAACAACGGCUACCGCAUCAAGUACAACUGCUCGCGCGUCGGCGGCAGCUGCCCCUACACCAAGAACGACCCGCACUUCCAGGGCGCGCAGGGCACGCGCUUCGAGUUCAACGGCGCUCCGGAGAAGACCUUCUGCCUGCUCACGGACCGCAACAUCCACGUCAACAUGCUGAUGCGCGGGUACUACGACUCGCGCACCGUCGGCGCGACGGUGCUGCGCAACGGCAAGGCCGUGCGCACGUGGAUCCGCGCGCUCGGGUUCGUGUGGCGCGCGGCGGCCGGGGAGGCGGAGCACAAGUUCCGCCUGGUGGCGCGCGCGGGGAAGCAGCAGGAGCGCGGGGACGGAUUCCUGUCGCUGGCGGAGAUGGACGGGGAGGCGCUUCCGCGCAUGACCAAGGAAGGGGAGGCUCUCUCACUCCCCGGCGGCCUCACAUUCGCGUUCGUCGGGAUUGAAACGGGCGGGGCGUUCGUGAAGGACGUGUACCGCGUGACUAUAGCGGGGCUGGUGGACAUGGAAAUCAAGCUGCGCGUGGCGCACCCUCUGUUGCAAGCACCUGACGACGCCGAGACGCACAUCAACGUGGCCUUCGACGGCGUGGAAGCUUCCGAGCAGGUGCACGGGAUCAUGGGGCAGACGUACCGCGAGGGCCGCGAGAAGCGCGCGAUGGAUUACAACACGCUCGCGCAUGCGCUCGGGCGGCCCCUGGCGGCGGACGCGGCGGAGGGCGCUGGGUUCCUGGACGGGAAGACUGCGGACUAUGAGUCUACGUCCGUGCUCGCUGCGGAUUGCCGCUUCUCCUCUUUCCACGGCAAGGCGCUCCCCCUGGCGCAGUAACUCUCAGUGGUGCUCAGUGACGUAUCGGCGGGAGGGGAGCUGGGUUCCUGGGUUUGUCCUGCGCAUACCGAAAGACCCGUCCCCUUGCUCAAUAACGCGCUCACCUUGUAUCGAAGGAGUUUUCUCGUUGAGCUGUAUUGUAUCGGUGGGCUGGGCUGUAUUGUAAGAUCGUUUUUUAGUCGUUCCCCGUGGACUGGCCAGUUUGAAGUACGAAAUAAGUUAGGACCUCCACCUUCCUGCUCUUCUAGUGGGCUGUUUUUUUCCCCUUAAAACCGUU
Molecule: messenger RNA, 1762 nt
Organism: Closterium sp. NIES-67
Lineage: Eukaryota; Viridiplantae; Streptophyta; Zygnematophyceae; Desmidiales; Closteriaceae
Source: the annotation of a GenBank genome assembly